CACAAGUCGUUGUCCGCACACUAUUGAACCUAAAGUUGCGUAUAGCUUCUCCACGAGGCGUGUCGCCCUUCAGUGCGGAUCAUUUCAGGCCUCGACACCCUUCUCGGGCCUCCAGCUAAGUCAUAGUCGUUAGCCGGGGUCACCAGGAACCAUGAGCGAACGUCCAGACCGCCCACUCUUCAUUGGGAAUUUUGAAUAUGAAGCCGAGGAGCGUGACAUCGUCCGGCUUAUGGAGAAGUACGGCCCGGUGGAGAAGAUCGACAUGAAGCAAGGCUACGCUUUCGUGUGCAUGCGUUACAAGGAGGAUGGCGAUGUGGCCAUCCGCAAGCUGGACCGGACGGAGUGGGGCUACAAGAAGCGCAUGCUGAAAGUCGAGUGGGCACAGAAAUCGGAGGCGGACCGCAAGCGUGACACCAAGCCCUCGCGCACGCUCUUUGUGGUGAACUUUGACGUGCGCCGCACCACAGAGCGCGACAUUGAGCGCUAUUUUGGCCGCUUCGGCCGCCUGACGCGCGUGCAGAUCAAGAAGAGCUACAGCUUUGUGCAGUUCCAGAACGUGGAGGACGCCAUCAAGGCCAUGGAGCGGGCCAACGGCGCCCAGAUGGAGGGCCGCACCCUGGCUGUGGAGUACGUGCAGAACGAGGACCCUAAUGUGCGCCUGGUGGAAUACGGGCGUGGCGGCAGCGGUGAUCGGGACGGCGGCCGGGGUAGGGACGAGCGUGGGGGCGGCGGCCGCUACAGGUCUCGCUCCCGGUCGCGGUCGCGUGACCGGUAUCGGAGGUCUCCGGAGCGCAGCCCGCCGCGCUACGAGCGGCGCGCCUCGCCGCCGCCGCGUCGGGACAGCCGCAGCCCGCCGCCGCGGGAGCGUUCGCCGCCUCCCCGCCGUGGCGUCAGCCGCAGCCCCCCGCCGCGGGAGCGCUCUCCCCCGCCCCGCCGUGGCGCCAGCCGCAGUCCCCCGGCUGCGGAGCGCCGCGCAUCGCCGCCGCCUCCGCGCCGGAGCAGCCGCAGCCCCCCGCCCCGGGAGCGGUCCCCCAGCUACGACCGCUGAUUCGGCUCAGGAUUUCGCAACGUGGGGAGGCCUGUAGAGCUCGGAAGCAGUUCGGAUGCGGCUCAUGUAUGAGUGUACCUAAUUUUGCGUGAAUGUUGGCGGAGAUGCAUGAACGCAGCAAGUACGGUGUGAAACGUCCGGGCAGUGCAGUGAAUGCAUCCAUUCAUGCAUGUACUGGGGGCUGACGACUGGAUAAUACAAUAAUGUAGACGGGACUCGACCUGGUGCCGGCAGGCGCAAGCCUGCCCACCGCGCGGCAUUAAGCCUGCGCUGGACGUGACGUACAAGGUUGUUCUUGACAGCCGGUUGCGGUCACGACACGUCUAAUGUAACACGAUACAGCC
Molecule: messenger RNA, 1392 nt
Organism: Chlamydomonas reinhardtii
Lineage: Eukaryota; Viridiplantae; Chlorophyta; Chlorophyceae; Chlamydomonadales; Chlamydomonadaceae
Exons: 9
Coding region: 152-1048 (298 amino acids)
Biological process (GO): mRNA splicing, via spliceosome
Cellular component (GO): nuclear speck
Molecular function (GO): RNA binding
Source: RefSeq, a predicted model, not a curated record